AUGGAUGAUAAUUUUAAGAAAUUAAUUGAUUCUACAUAACCAGAAUCUCUAUCUACGAUCAGACUAUGUAAGAGAUUAGGAUAUCGUCCAGAAGAUUUAACGUAUAAGUAUAUACCUAUGUUAUAACAAAAUUAUAGAUCCAUCGAUGAAUUUUAAUCUGUAAAUUAAGAAUUGAGAUAAGUAAAAUAUGAUCAUUACAAAGCUAGAGUGCUUAGUAAAAUCUUAAAUUUUAAAUAAAAUAGAAAUUGUAAAUGAAAUCAACAAUGUGAGAAGUAGAAACAAAACAACUGGUUUAUCAGAGUUGCCUAGUUAAACUAAUGUUUAAUUUUCUUCUUUUGUUGAUAAUAUGGAACAAUAAUCUUAGAACUUUUCAGUUAAAGAAAGAGUGCUUUAAAAUUUAAUUUAUUAGGAACUUUUGAGAUAAAAAAAGUUUGCUUAAUAUUAUCAAUAAAAAAAUAAAAUUUUAGAACGUAAAACUAAAUUGCCAACUUAACCUUCUUCAUAAAUUACAAUUUAAUCUAAACCAUCGACAUAAUUAUUAAAAACAGAUUAAUCAACUAGACGUUGUGAAACAUAGCGUGAGUAUGAGAAUAAAGAUAAACUCUUUAUAACUUCUAAUGAAAAAUUUAUAAUGAAAAGAUAAUAAAUUUUAUAAUAGGAAUAGUAGUAAUAAGAGGAAUAAAUUUAAAAAUUAAAAGAGAAAGGUAAAUAUGUAUUUAUCAUUAGAAAAGAAAGCAAUAGAACGAAUUUAAUAAUUUAAGAAUGAAUUAAAAUAACAUUUUUAAAAGUCAAAUAUAGAAGAAGUGAAAAACAAGAAAGAAUAAUUAGACAAUGAAUAAUAUUAAUCACUAAUAACAAAAUAAUGUGAAAAGCUUCAGAAAUUGAGAUUAAAAUAAAGUUAAUUAAGCAAACCAAUAAAAUAGUAAAUAUAAAUUAGAAAUAAAACUUAAUCAUUAGUAUUUGAUUAAGAUUUGUAAUAAAGGAUAGAUGAUAAGAUUACAAGAGUAGUAAAUUUAAAAUCCCAAAUGUUAUCAGAGAGAUAAAAAAUAAUUGGUGAGAAACUGAGAAUCAGUCAGGAUGAUGUGAAUUUCAAUAAAUAUCAUAAUUAGUAAUUGAAGAUAAAAGAAGAAAAUAAAAUGAUUGGAAAAAUAUAAAAAAAUCAGAAAUAGAAUUCUUAUUAAAUUGAUUUGAAAUCUUAAUUGUUAGAAAAGUAAAAAUAAGAAUCAGUUUGGGAAUAAGUGAAUCGUGUUAGCCAUUUAUUUUCAAGUCCAGUAGAAUAUGAGAGAUAUAGAACAUAGAUGAAAUCAUUAUUGAAUAAAUAAAGAGAAUCCCUUGAUCCAAAAUAUUAGAAUCGUGUAGAUAUAAUAUAUAAAUUGUUACCCUAGUAAAUGGCAGAAAAAGUUUUAUAAUGAUGAAUUUCAUAUAAUCUAACAUAAUUGUUUACAGCAAG
Molecule: messenger RNA, 1450 nt
Organism: Paramecium sonneborni
Lineage: Eukaryota; Ciliophora; Oligohymenophorea; Peniculida; Parameciidae
Source: the annotation of a GenBank genome assembly